Molecule: messenger RNA, 5687 nt
Organism: Oncorhynchus keta (chum salmon)
Lineage: Eukaryota; Metazoa; Chordata; Actinopteri; Salmoniformes; Salmonidae
Product: transcription factor Sp4
Exons: 18
Coding region: 535-3471 (978 amino acids)
Biological process (GO): regulation of transcription by RNA polymerase II
Molecular function (GO): RNA polymerase II cis-regulatory region sequence-specific DNA binding; DNA-binding transcription factor activity, RNA polymerase II-specific
Source: RefSeq, a predicted model, not a curated record
GCCACAGUUAUCUGUCUCCAGCUGCAAUUCUAAAAUCCAACUAUAAAAACAGCCAUAAAAUAGUGGUAUUGAUGAGGGGUGUUUUUGCAUGAAGAUCGUUGGAAAGGCUUGUUGUAGCUAGCGGCAGAAACAUCAGCGGCAGAAAGAGAGGAGAGAGAGCGAGGGGUGUUGGUCUGAUGGGUAAAUGAAAGUGGGUGGGCCUACCGCGGACACAUUACUAACUUGAAUUAGAAUACAUUUUUCCAGUCGAUUUUUCCGUUAAUGGAAUUAACGCGCGUCGGUCGUUAAAGGGUGUUUUCGGUUGGUUUUGAGAAGCGUCGGGCGCGGAAACCGGACCAUUUCCCGUUAUCACGGGAGGUUUGAUUGUCGCUCGAGUUUUGUACCGCCCUUCCUGCCGAGUGGGUGGUUUAGGUGCUAACCGGAGCGACGACACAGCCCAGCUCGAGCUAUUCGCGGAGAAAAAAGGCCGUCCUUACCCGGUGCUUUAGCCGGCCUUUCUCCCCUAGCCUCUCCUCUCUGGUUUAUGAAUGCGUUAUGAGUGAUCAGAAGAAGGAAGUGUCGGGAUCAGAAGGAGGGAAACCAGGCAAGAAAGGCAAACGUUCUGGAUCACAGGAUUCCCAGCCGUCUCCCCUAGCCCUACUGGCUGCGACCUGCAGUAAGAUAGGAGGUCAGGGAGGAGUGGAAGGACAGGUCCAGUUGCAAGCUGGUCAAAUACAGUUGCAGGGUGGGCAGAUCCAGGGUCAUAUAGUUGUAGACGCAGCAGGUAAUCAGACUCUGGUUCAGCAGCAGUUAGAACUGGUUCCUGCCCAGUUCACUGGUAAUGGCUGGCAGAUCAUCACUACCGCUCCCCAAAUGGCCAAUGACACUGCCAAUCAACCUGUCGCCGUAACGCUGGCCACCACUUCCACCAAUGACAGUGCUCCGGCAGGCCGUAAGGCGAAGGCAGUGGGCGGGACUAAAACCAUAGCAGCCAAUCAGCAGCCCCAGCAGCAGCAGCAGUUCCAGAUCAUCCAGGUGCAAAAUAUGCCUUCGUCGGGGGGUGGGGUCCAAUACCAGGUGAUCCCCCACCUGCAGACGUCAGACGGCCAACAGAUCCACAUCAGCCCCCAGACCGCAUCCCUGGGGGGGCAGCACAUCCAGAUCAGUUCGGCCCAGGGCGGUCUACCAGAGCAGGUCCAGCUGAUCCAAACCCAGAACCAGUCCCAGGCCAUCCUACAACCGGCCAACCAGCAGGCCAUCCUCACUGGCUCAGCCAAUCAGACGUUGCAGCUUCGUCCAGCCCAAUCCUUCCCGCUACAGAUGCAGACCUUACAGGGCUCCCAGACCCAGGUAAUGACUACAGUACCCAUAAACAUCGGCGGUAUGACCCUCGCCCUGCCGGUCAUGAAUAAUUUAGCGGGGGGCGGAGCCGUGCAGCUUAUCCAAGCAGCCGAUGGCAGCUUUACCGUAGCUAACAGUAACCAGCUGGUGACAACAACGGCGGCGGUGUCCGGGGCAGCUACCGGAUCAUCUGGGGGUACCAUAACAACUGUUGCCGGGUGCGAUGGAGCAUUGUCGGACGGAACACAGCUGAGUUCUGUAGCCGGGUCGGACGGAGGGGCGGAGAGAGACUCACAGAACCAACCCAGCGAACAGAACUCACAGAUGAGCCAGGCCAACGGACUACAGGGCCAAUCAGAUCCUCCAGGGACCAUCCAGCAGGUCAUCGUGGGACAGAUGGGCAACCAGGUGUUGCAGCAGAUCCAAAUCCAGCCACAGAACCAGAUCCAAGGCCAGCCGCAUCAGAUCCAAACCUUUCAGUUAGGACCAGGCGGGACCCUACAGCCCAUACAAGCCUUCCAGAACCAACAGGUUCUGAUCCGUACCCCAACCCUCUCCUCGUCGGGCCAGAUCACAUGGCAGACUCUGCAGCUCCCUGGGGGGAUGUCUGUGCCCCAGCAGCUGACCCUGGCCCCUGUGGGCGGAGGGGCUGUGGGAGGAGGGGGCUUCGUGCAGCUGGGGGGGGCUCCCCUGACGCUGAGUGCAGCUCAGAUCAACCCUGGGUCGGGAGUGCAGACGGUCAACAUCGCUGGACUGGGCACCGCUGGGGUACAGAUGCAGGGGGUACCCCUCACCAUCACCGGACUACAGGGUCAGCCGCAGGGUCAGGAGGGCGGGGUUAAGGUCCAGUCGUCCCCAGUAAAGGUAACCAUGGGUAACGUGGCGGGGUCGUCGCUAAGCCCAGACCAGAUGGGUUCUGUCCAGAGUUCGUCAGACCAGGAAGGACCACCCAGCAAGAGGCUUCGCAGGGUGGCGUGCUCCUGUCCGAACUGCAGGGACGGAGAGGGGAGGACCAGUGGAGACCCAUCUAAGAAGAAGCAGCAUGUGUGUCACAUGGAGGGCUGUGGAAAGGUCUACGGUAAGACCAGUCUGUACUGUGGAAAGGUCUACGGUAAGACCAGUCUGUACUGUGGAAAGGUCUACGGUAAGACCAGUCUGUACUGUGGAAAGGUAUACGGUAAGACCAGUCUGUACUGUGGAAAGGUCUACGGUAAGACCAGUCUGUACUGUGGAAAGGUCUACGGUAAGACCAGCCUGUACUGUGGAAAGGUCUACGGUAAGACCAGCCUGUACUGUGGAAAGGUCUACGGUAAGACCAGCCUGUACUGUGGAAAGGUCUACGGUAAGACCAGUCUGUACUGUGGAAAGGUCUACGGUAAGACCAGUCUGUACUGUGGAAAGGUCUACGGUAAGACCAGCCUGUACUGUGGAAAGGUCUACGGUAAGACCAGCCUGUACUGUGGAAAGGUCUACGGUAAGACCAGCCUGUACUGUGGAAAGGUCUACUGUAAGACCAGCCUGUACUGUGGAAAGGUCUACGGUAAGACCAGCCUGUACUGUGGAAAGGUCUACGGUAAGACCAGCCUGUACUGUGGAAAGGUCUACGGUAAGACCAGCCUGUACUGUGGAAAGGUCUACGGUAAGACCAGCCUGUACUGUGGAAAGGUAUACGGUAAGACCAGUCUGUACUGUGGAAAGGUCUACGGUAAGACCAGCCUGUACUGUGGAAAGGUCUACGGUAAGACCAGUCACCUGAGAGCUCACCUCCGCUGGCACACAGGAGAACGACCCUUCGUCUGCAACUGGAUCUUCUGUGGCAAGAGGUUCACACGCUCGGAUGAACUGCAGAGACACAGACGGACACACACAGGUGAGAAGAGGUUUGAGUGUCCAGAGUGCAGUAAGCGUUUCAUGCGUAGCGACCAUCUCUCCAAACACAUCAAAACCCACCAGAACAAGAAGGGAGGGGCUUCUCUCACCAUCAUCACCACUGAAGACAUGGAAGAUUCCAACCAGGGUUUAGGCUCCUCCCCUCGCAUCGUAACUGUGGAGACACUCUCCCAGGACUCCGCCCCUGCCACUCCAACAGCCUCCUCGCCCAAUCAAAUGGAGGGAGAAGAGGAGGAGGAGGAAGAGGAGGAGUUUGAGUAGUGACCAGUGACCACUUCCUGUUUAGGGAUAAAGCAGGGAGAGCUAAAUUCCUGGUUGGUCUCCAUGGUUAUGCUGUGGCUGUGGAGGUCAGGUGGUCUAUUUUUUUUAAAUGUUGUUUUCAAAAAGAAGAGAAAUAUGAUGAACUGAAUAUUACAUAAACAGAGGGAGGAAUCUGAAUCUAAACUAAUGAAUUAAUCUAACGACAGACUAAAGGUAUGAAUUAGUUGAAUGGUGUUUAUAACAGAACAGAGGUCAGGGUAAAAGGUAUAAUAUAGAUUUAUAAUCUAAACUUGCACCCUAUCCCUUAUAUAGUGCACUACUUUUGGCCAGAGCCUUCUGAGUAGUUUAUGUAGGGAGGAGAAUGCCAUUUUGGAUAGGCUAAUUAAACUAGCACAAGACAGAACCCUGGAGUUGUAAAACAUCAAGAAGAGACAUUGGUUGUGUCCCAAAUAGCUAGGGUGCCAUUUGAAACACAGCAAUUGUAUCUCUAUGCACAAAGAUGUUCCUCUGCUAAUGCUGUAAUGAUGAUUAUGAUGAAGAAACAUGAUAUGUGGCACGGUCCAGACUGUAGGACAGACAGGUGAGAGGAGCAGGGACAGGUGUGUGUAUGUGCGUACGUGUGUGUGUUUGAGAGUGUGUGACGAUGUAUCCCGGUUCAACAGGACUGUAGUUCAGGUAAAGACCAGUCUGAUAAACUCUUACUGAAGAAAGACCAGAAAAAGAGGAAUAGACCUCUAAAGGGUCAGGAAAAGCACAUAGAACAUAUGUAUAAAUGAUGCAUUCCUAUAGAAACGCUCUGCAUUUGAAAUAUUAAUCGUUUCUAUAAAACAAACAAUCUAGCUUUCUGCAACAGGCUGUUUAGUGAAAGCAAUACUAUAAGACAAUCCUAGUGAAACCAUGUUUACAUUAAUGACAGUAGAGGAAAAGGUUUCGCUGGUAUGAAACAGCCAGUCAGCUCACAGCGUUAAAGGUGCACUCAGCAAUAUGACAUCAUCAUAACACAGCGGGGUGAUUUCCUGCUUGAUGCCAUAUUGCUGAGUGCACCUUUAAGAAGUAGCUUUCCUGGGGUUGGUGGGUGGGUAAGACAGUGUCAAUAAGCAGUACUAAUGUCAAAACACACGGUGCUCCCACUGAUACUCAGAGCAGCAGCUGUUUGUACUAGAACCAGUUUAGAAUAGGGCAGUAAAUGUGACUCAAUCAUCGUAUCUGAACCCUAAACUUGUAUAAAGUAUCAACGUCUGAGAUAAACAAUAUGCAUUCCAGUAAUUAGACAUAUUUCAAAUAAUAUAUAUUCACGAUAUUUCAAGUGAUUAGAGAUACUCUAUUAACAGUGGUAGAGUUCCAGUGUGAUUGGACGUUGGUGCUGCUUUCUCUGCAUUGUGAAGGUAGAGCCCCCUGUGUGUGAGUCUUGGUACUACAACGCCUUAAAACAAGCAGUAUUACACACACGCACACAUACACACAUGUAGUGGGGGGAAGGGUGAGGCAUGGAGAGAAGGGGUUGUGGCAGGGUGGAUGUUAUUACUAUGUGGUUGUUAUGACAAGUGUCUGGUGAUGUUGCUCUAUGUUAGUGUCAGUGCAUACGUUUUGAAUUGUACUUUAGCUCUUUAUUUUCUUAACCCCCCCAGUACAUUUUGACACAGAUGAUUACUGUGUCCAGCUAAUCGAUUAUCUGUUCUAUUUUAAUAUCUGCCUUUUGCUGGAGUGUAUCGUACGCGUUGAACAGAGGUGUGUGUGCAGCAUGUUGCCUUUUAGUGCUGUUCUCUCUAUUUCAUUCAUCCUAAACUUAUUUUGCUACGUCGGUCGUUGUCAUGACUGCAGCCCGUCAUUUCUACUACUCUUAACGCGUCAUAAUAUGUUUUUUUUUUAAAUAACAUGAAAGCAAAACGUUCAUAAAAAUAUUUGAAAAUUAAAUGGUUGAAUUACCAACCAGAUGUGGAUGUUUUCGGUAAUAUUUUGUGUGACAACCAGUUUUCUUUCAUAUUUUCUAGUGACAUCUCAUUUGUAAAAUGUUUUUCUAAGCAGUCUGUUGGAUCUCCAUGAUGAUUGAUAAAUCUGGCCUCCAAGGCUGCAGGUUCUUGAUUAUUGAUAUUUUAUUGAUAUUUUUAAAUCAACUUUGUACAAAUGUGUUGUGUGACUGGGGUUAAAGAAGUGAAAAGAGAAAAAAAGACUUUGCCUGCAUAACACUUUAAAUAAAGUGCUGAAAUCAGUCUAAA